UCAGUCAGGCAGAUUCGUUUUGAUUUAGUAUGUGCUAUGAAGACAAAACAGCAGUGACACAUCUUGCUCUGGCUUCACUCUCUGGAGAAACUCCUCCCCUGCAUACUUGGAGCCUACCUCUCUCAUUUCAAAGUUUACCUGUUGCAGUAGACACACUGGUGUUGAGGUGUGAGAAGGUCACCUAGAAUAAUAUCAUGAAGGAAGAGGGCUACUUUUCCCAAGGUGUUGUGUCAACGUAACAUAAACUUAGAUCAGUUACAAAGACAAGGACCAAAACCCAAACUGGACACAGCUUGUUUGGAGGAUGAAUGAUAUUGGGUUGGCCCUGCUCCUGCUGUUGUCUGCAGCUUUACUGUCCAACAGCAUGUCUCCACCAGGCAAACCAGUCCUGCUGAGCUGCAGGUCCCCUGAGAAGGAGACGUUUUCCUGCUGGUGGGAGCCAGGCUCUGAUGGAGGUCUGCCAACAACACACCGCCUCUAUUAUGAGAGAGAAAGAUUAGAUGGAACACACGAGUGUCCGGACUAUCAUUCGGCGGGCAGGAACUCCUGCUUCUUUGACAGGAAACACACCUCCAUCUGGGUCGACUAUUACCUGACAGUGGUGGCCUCCAAUGCCCUCGGGAAUUCCACUUCAGACUCCUUGAAGAUAGAUGUGAUGGAAAUCGUGAAGCCAAACCCUCCUGAAAAUGUGACGCUGCUGGUGGAGGACAGACAGGACAGUCCACAUCUCCAUGUCAGUUGGGAGCAUCCCCACAACACAGACACCAGGUCUGGAUGGGUCACCAUUAAAUAUGAACUGAGAGUCAAACAAGGAAACAGCAACACAUGGAAGGAGUACACAUCAGGAACACAAACCCAUUUCAGCCUGUACAGCAUCAGUCCUGGGACGGAGUACAAAGUUCAGGUGCGAUGUAGGUUAGACCACAGCGAGUGGAGUGAGUGGAGCCACGCUUCCUCUGUGGAGAUCCCAAACUAUCUCCAGAAUGAGAGGCCCUUUUGGAUUUGGAUGUCCACCCUCUUUGUGAUACCAUUUAUAGCAGCAGUGUUUAUCCUGGUCAUGAAGAGGAAAAACUUGAAGCAGUUUGUUCUGCCAUCUGUUCCUGGUCCAAAGAUAAGAGGAGUUGAUUUUCAGCUUCUUAAGAGUGGACCUUCUGAUGAUGUCAUCAAUGCUCUGAACCAGAACUUCCCUUGUAUGGUGGCCUGGAAGGAUCAGUUGGAGGACUACUUAAUCGUCACAGAAAAUGACAAAGGACUUCUGCCAGAGUCUCAAAAAAGAAAGAAUAGCUUGACAUUUCCCUCUGGCUUCUGCUUACACUCUGAAAUCCAAUGUAAGGAGUCGAUACCCCGGCUAAAUGAGCAGGAGACUUCUGGAAAAAAGAAUGAAGCACAACAUAAUGUAAAGAACAGAAGGUUUCUCUCAGGAACAAACACAAAGCCAACCCUGGAGCCUGCUCAGGAACAGCAGGGCCAGAGUCUAAACUGUGUAGAGAAAGAAGCAGCGGAUCAGACUCACUCACACCAUGCUGCAGUCACACCAUUCACAGACACUGGCUAUGUGGAUGUUCAGAGACAUGAGGAAAACACUCAGGAGGUGGAUGUGAAACAGCUGCAGUACAGCAGGGUGAAAGAGGUGAACAGUAUUCUCAUCCUGGAGAAAGAAAACAGUGCAAACAGCUCUGGCUACAUUCAGAGACAAGAGGAACACCCCUCAGAGGGUUACAGCAGAGUGAAAGAGGUGGACAAUGACUUUAUGGUCAUCCUGCAGAAACAACAUGUAUCCUCUGACUCUUCCCAUCAAGAGAAGAGCAACUGUUACAUAGACUACACACUUCAAAAGUCAAGAAGUCCUCAUGUGACUGGACCCAGUGAAGAUGGAGUAUGCACAGAGCUCAUUGAUGGCGGAUAUGUAGAAACUUUCCCAGAACCACCUUUAGUAUGAGUAUGUUUAUAUGCAAUGUUGAAGUGUAAGUAAGUUGAAAUUGAUACUGAUGCCUAUUCAUGACCUACAAAUGCAAAAGAGACCACUCACAAGAUUUACUAUUUCUAUAUGGUAAGUUUUAAUGCCUGAAUCCGCUGUGAGAGGGUAGGUGUCAGACCAAGCAGGUAUUCACAACGAGUGGAUUAUUUGACUGUUAAAAGAAAGCAGAGUGAGAGUUUGGCCCAAUCUCAAUGUCCACCCUCAAGCACUCACUGACUU
Messenger RNA from Notolabrus celidotus (New Zealand spotty), 2197 nucleotides. RefSeq names its product prolactin receptor b (gene prlrb). Bases 305 to 1939 code for a protein of 544 amino acids. The record is from RefSeq and is a predicted model, not a curated record. Gene Ontology annotation, cellular component: signaling receptor complex; external side of plasma membrane. NCBI's taxonomy places the organism in Eukaryota, Metazoa, Chordata, Actinopteri, Labriformes, Labridae. Gene Ontology annotation, biological process: cytokine-mediated signaling pathway. The transcript has 9 exons. Gene Ontology annotation, molecular function: cytokine receptor activity; cytokine binding.